CGAAGACCUCGACGUAGAACCUCGCGAUGAUUCAAGGAGGAGGGGAGUGUCAAAUUCCAAGACUAGAGAAGAGGAGAGAGGGAGAGAGAGAGGGGCGCAACGUUACAUUGCAAACUCUUUGCAAAGAUGGGGGACGACCGACCUUUUGUGUGCAACGCUCCGGGCUGUGGACAGAGGUUUACCAACGAGGACCACCUGGCUGUACACAAACACAAACAUGAGAUGAGUCUGAAGUUUGCCCCUGCCAGGACUGACUCUGUCAUUAUCCAAGGUACUGGUUCUCCUAACCAGACCCCUACUCCCACUCGCUUCCUGAAGAACUGCGAGGAGGUGGGGCUGUUCAACGAGCUGGCUAGCUCCUUCGCUGAGGAGUUCAGGAAGGCCCAGGAGGAUGACGACAAGCGGGCCAAGAACCCUCUCCCUGCCCCGAACAGGGAAGUGGCCCUGGACAUGAGCCUGCAGACGCCUUCAGCAGAAGCCGUGAAGGUGAAGGAGGAGACGCCUGUUGAGGUUGACUCCUCCCCACCAGGAAGUCCAGAUUCCUUUUCCAGCAUGUCAGACAGUAGCAGGGACACCAUGGUGAGAAGAGGAAAGGACACUCCCCCGAGGCCAGCGCUGAGUUCGGCCCCCACCCCCACAAUCAUGAGGCCAGGCGCCCUCCCGGUGCGGCCCAGACCAGGCUCUCUGCCCCUCCACCUGGGCUUCGACGCCCUGCAGCCCACCAUGCCUUCACCCACCUCUGUCAUCACACCCACCCCACCAUCCAACCGCACCGUAUUGGGCUCUCCCACAGGCCACUACCCCAUGAUGAUGCACCUUCCCAACGGGCUCCUCCCUGGACCCAUGCAGAUAGCCUCUGUCAUAUCUCUGGCCCGGCCCAUACACAUGGUGCCCAACAUUCCCGGUAUCCCUGGUCCUCCUCUGGGAGGUGGCAGCAGCGGCUCCAACUCUCCCUCGGGGUACACCACACACUCGGAGGCCAAAAUGAGGCUGAAGGCAGCGCUGGCCCAGCAGAGUUCAGGAGGUCAUGGUAUGGGAGGUAUGGCCGGCAGCCCCAUGCACCCCCAGAGGAUGGAACAGAGCCAGUUACUGGUGCAGCACCCGGACGCACCCUCCCCAGUACAGCCACAGGUGUCUCCGGCCCAGCCUACUGGUGGUCGGCGGCGGCGUGCGGCGGAGGACGACCCGGACGACCGUCGACAGCGGUUCCUGGAGAGGAACCGGGCGGCCGCCUCGCGCUGCCGACAGAAACGCAAAGUCUGGGUCAACUCCCUGGAGAAGAAGGCAGAGGAGCUCGUCUCCAUGAACGUCUCGCUGGCGAAUGAAGUGUCUCUCCUGAGGAAUGAGGUGGCUCAUCUCAAACAGCUACUGCUGGCUCACAAGGACUGCCCUGUCACCACUCUACAGAAGAAGAUUGCCUACAUGGGAGAGGACAGUCCUAUGAGAGACAUGUCAGAGCCCACCGGCUCCCCAGCCCCUGUCAUCCAACACAGCUCCCUGCCCAGCCCCUCUCCCUCCUCGGGCCCCAACGGCAUGGGCGCCCGGGCGGCUGCCGAGGCCAUGGCCAUGUCCGUGCUGGCUGGGAUGGGUCAACACCAGCAGAGGAGAGGAGAAAGGGAUGGAGGGAGAGAUGAGAGGGAUGGAGGGAGAGACGGGAGGGAUGGUCCCUCCUCCCACGUCAUCAUGGCCACACAGUCGCACCACUCUGCCAGAUGAUGAGCGUAUCACACAACACGGCCCGGGACUCUACGGCGACACCACCCCACACGGGCAGGAGGAGAGUGGAGGAGAUAGUUUAAAAAAUAUAUAUAUAUAUACAUAUAAAAAAUAACUCCUCUCUUCUCAGGUGACCAGAAGAGUAGGAAGGAAACAUUGUCUUACAUCAGAUAGCGUGACAAUUCCGCCUCAGAGCGUUGCGAAGGAGUGACGCGACCUGACGUAAGACAAUGGGAGGAGGAGGGACACCCGAAGAAAUAAUCUCUUCCUACUAAAAUGAAACAAACUCCUCCUUCUCUUUCCCCCUGCUGUGGUUGCCAUUUUGUGUCAGCCAUUUUGUCUCAGGCCUGGAGCCUUGCUGGAGCUCAGCAACAACAGCCUUCUGGGAAUGGACUGGGACAAUAAGAGAGAAAGAGCUUCAUGUUCUGUUCACUAUGCCAUAGACAACAUACAGGGGCUGGACUCCACACCCCUCUACCCCCCCCCCCCCCCCCCCAAAAUCGCCCUACAACCCUCUUGCCUCACCCUCAAGCACUUAUGAACUUCACUGAACUGUAGGACUGCAUAGCAUCUUCCUGAGGGUGGUAAUGGUCGUUGUGAUAAACUCAUCACUCAGACUUUUAAUUAACAAAUACAGGUAACACACGGUCAAACUCACACAACGCACGUGCACAUACUAGACAUGCAUAUACACUCAACGUAAACAUUGCAUUGAUUCACAUUUGUUGUUGAUCACGUGAGAUACCAAAACACUGAGCACUGCAGGGGUCCAUAUUAUUGUAAGAAGGGAUUGUGGCCUUGCUCUCCGGCACAUGUUGACAUGUUUUAUUCACACACACCAAGAUGAUUGACGCUCCGAAUCCAAAGAUGCAUUGUUUUUUUUAUGCUUUCAUUGUCAAGAUGGUCGGAUCCAAUAUUUUAAAGUUGGUCUGUUUUCCUGAAUCCCUAGUAGUUUGUAAGUGGUUUCAUUUUGAGCUUCUGUGUCAGUCGUUCACAAAAGUGGACCUCAUUUAUAGCCUUUUAUGAUACGUUUUAAUAAACCGUGUGUGUUUUUAUGUA
Molecule: messenger RNA, 2775 nt
Organism: Oncorhynchus mykiss (rainbow trout)
Lineage: Eukaryota; Metazoa; Chordata; Actinopteri; Salmoniformes; Salmonidae
Gene: atf7a
Product: activating transcription factor 7a
Biological process (GO): regulation of DNA-templated transcription
Molecular function (GO): DNA binding; DNA-binding transcription factor activity
Source: RefSeq, a predicted model, not a curated record